AGUGCCAGAAUCGCCGUCCAGCUAGAAAGAAGAACACCUCAGCCGCUACAACACUGUUAUUAUUAGUAGUAUUAUUUAUCCCCGCACUUGUCGCUGCGGUGAUGCGCACAUCCCUGCCCUGUCGGAGCUGCACCGCAGCCCUGCACGCACGGCGUCAGCUGCGUCUCGCUGCGUCCGUCAUCGCCCCGCGUGGCGCUGCGUGCUGCUCGUCGUCGUUGUCGUCGUCGUCGACCUCGGUCAGCGCUCUUGGGUGCUGCACCAGCUCCUUCUACGACAAAAUCCGCGAGAAGCGCGACGGCAGCGAUGACGGGCCGGAGCAGAUGUUCGAGGAUUUCGCGAAGAGCCCGCGCCGGCAACGGAUGCCGGCGGAGCUGCACAAGUCGAACAAGGAGGCCGUCGACCGUGCGGAGUACCUGAAUCGGAUCUUUUCUGUUUUUCUCCUCUUCGUGCUGGGUGGCAGCAUCUACUUCAUUGACCCUUUUAACGGUGACCAGUACAGCAGACCCGAGGGCUACGGCGUGACGGAUCCGAAGAACGUGUACGGCAGCAGCGACCGUGCCGGUGGCCCCCACGGACGACAAUAA
Molecule: messenger RNA, 584 nt
Organism: Leptomonas pyrrhocoris
Lineage: Eukaryota; Euglenozoa; Kinetoplastea; Trypanosomatida; Trypanosomatidae
Exons: 1
Coding region: 102-584 (160 amino acids)
Source: RefSeq, a predicted model, not a curated record